This is a messenger RNA of Acinonyx jubatus (cheetah), 5713 nucleotides long. RefSeq names its product family with sequence similarity 13 member B (gene FAM13B). The transcript is spliced from 25 exons. Gene Ontology annotation, biological process: signal transduction. The coding region runs from base 526 to 3459 and encodes 977 amino acids. The record is from RefSeq and is a predicted model, not a curated record. Lineage: Eukaryota; Metazoa; Chordata; Mammalia; Carnivora; Felidae.
GGUCCGUCCCCCGCCCGCCCUCCGCCCUCCGCUCUCCUCCCGCUCGCCGUUAGGGAGGGUCUGCGCCUCAGCCACUGCUUCAGUCACCGCUCCUGCCCCCUCUUCCACGUCUUCGCCGCCGCCACCGCCGGGGGCAUCCGGGGGUCGCUUACCGGGCUGGCCCCGCGCCGCAGCCGUCGCUUCAGCGUCCCGCCAGCGGCCGCCACAGGAGGAGGCUCGCCGGCCGCGGAGCCACCCGGGGACUCAGUUCUCGCUCUAUUGCCGUCGCCGCAGGUCCUGGAGAAGCGGCCGCGGCCGGGGGACGGGGCGUCGCGGUUCCAACGAUUAACUGCUGAAGUACUGAUCGAGUUCUGCGUUUCUUCAAUGAGGAACUACAGGCUGAUCUUCUGCCAUAAUCUCAAACAGCCAUAAAUGACAAAAGAAUGCUUGCUCAGUGAGGGUAGCUGGUACAGAAGCCAUUUUUUAAACUUAGGUGUUUAAGUACUCAAAGAAAAGACAGCUUUGAUUUCUGGCUGCAAAAAAGAUAUGAGGAAGAGCUCCUCCCCUUCCUUGAGUAACUGCAACUCUGUUCUUGCUAACAAAAUAUUUGGAAUUCCACUUGAUGAGCUGCAGCAGGGAGGACAUCCAGACAAUGAGGUUCCGUUCAUAGUCCGCCACGUUGUGGACUAUAUCGAGGAACAUGGAGGUCUGGAGCAGCAAGGACUUUUUCAAGUCAAUGGAAAUGCUGAGACAGUGGAGUGGCUUCGACAGAGAUACGACAGCGGAGAAGAGGUGGAUUUGGUUAAGGAAGCAGAUGUUCCCUCAGCUAUUAGUCUUCUUAGAUUUUUCCUUCAAGAACUUCCUGAACCUGUUAUUCCUGGCAGUUUGCAUAUUCACUUGAUGCAGCUUUCUCAAGAUUAUAAUAAUGAAGAUGAAUUUGGAAGAAAGUUGAGGUUCCUUUUACAACAGCUUCCACCUGUUAAUUACAGUUUGUUAAAGUUUCUGUGUAGAUUUUUAGCCAAUGUAGCAUCACAUCAUGAAGAAAUUUGGUCUGCAAACUCUCUGGCUGCUGUCUUUGGUCCAGAUGUCUUCCACAUUUACACAGAUGUGGAAGAUCUGAAAGAGCAAGAAAUAGUGAGCAGGAUAAUGGCUGGACUUCUGGAAAAUUACUAUGAGUUUUUUGAGAAUGAAGAGGAAGAUUUCUCAUCUAAUGAUUUGAGUUCAAUUACUGAACAGGCAGGUAGCAGCGUUCUCCACAAGCUGGAGUCUGGAGAGCAGGCAUUUCACGAGGCCCUAGAGAAGGGAAUUACAGCAGUCAAAGAAAGAAGAGAUGUUAAUGAGCUUUCUGAGGAAGAAGAGGAAGAUGAAAAGCUGGAACAUAUAGAAGAACUUCCAGAAGAGGGUGCAGAAAAAUCAAGUGAUAUGGCAGAGGUGGUACAGUUAAGGAUGACUGAAAACAUCCUGGAACCAAAUAGUGUUACAGCAUCAACAAGUGCCCAUUUAUCUCCCAUCAGCAUCUUACCAGCCUCUGCAGACAUUUUAGAAAGAACAAUUAGAGCAGCUGUGGAACAGCAUCUUUUUGAUCUGCAGAGCAGCAUAGAUCAUGAUUUUAAGAAUUUACAACAGCAAAGUCUGGUGUGUAAUAAUGAAGCAGAAAGUAUUAAUUGUGAUGGGGAAGGAUCUAAUAACCAGGUUGAUAUUGCUGAUGAUAUUAUUAAUGCCAGUGAAAGUAACGGAGACUGUUCAGAACCUGUGGCUAGCACUAAUUUAGACAGUGAAGUUAUGCAGCAAGAUUUUGUAUUUGAGGAUGAAGAAAAUAACCAGUCUGUAGGUAUACUGUUAGAGCCAUGCAGUGACCACGGUGACAGUGAAGAUGGCUGUCUUGAGGGGAAAGAAUAUGUGUCAUUUGACAGUGAUACAUUGUCACACCUGAUUCUGGAUUCUAGUAGCAAGAUAUGUGAUUUGAAUGCCAACACUGAAUCAGAAGUGCCAGGAGGUCAAAGUGUUGGUGUUCAAGGGGAAGCAGCAUGUGGAACCCAAAUUCCACAUUUAGAUCUGAAGAAUGUUUCUGAUGGUGAUAAAUGGGAAGCGUCAUGCCCUAUCACUUUUCCCCUCAUUGAUUUCAAAACAAUGCAUCUGCAGAGAGAUGGGGAGGAGCCAUUUCCUGCUUUUAAGUCUUGGCAGGAAGACUCUGACUCUGGAGAAGCUCAGCUCUCUCCACAAGCUGGAAGAAUGAAUCAUCACCCCCUGGAAGAGGACUGUCCCCCAGUAUUAUCGCACCGUAGUUUAGAUUUUGGGCAAAGCCAGCGUUUCCUUCAUGACCCAGAAACACUGGAUUCCUCAUCUAAGGCACUUUCUUUUACUAGGAUUCGAAGAUCAUCCUUCAGUUCAAAAGAUGAAAAAAGAGAAGAUAGAACACCAUAUCAGUUGGUCAAGAAACUUCAGAAAAAAAUUAGACAAUUUGAGGAACAGUUUGAAAGGGAAAGAAAUAACAAGUGUUCCUUAAUUUUUCAGCCCUCCUACAGUGAUAUUGCGGCCAAUCCAAAGGUAUUAAAAUGGAUGACAGAGCUUACUAAACUGCGGAAGCAAAUUAAAGAUGCAAAACACAAAAGCUCUGAUGGAGAAUUUGUACCUCAGACACGCCCACGUAGUAACACUCUUCCAAAAAGCUUUGGCUCUUCUCUAGACCAUGAAGAUGAAGAGAAUGAAGAUGAAUCCAGGGUUAUUCAGAAGGAGAAGAAGCCAUCUAAGGAAGCAACACUUGAACUUAUUCUGAAAAGACUGAAAGAAAAACGUGUUGAGAGGUGUCUUCCAGAAGAUAUCAAAAAAAUGACAAAAGAUCACUUGAUAGAAGAGAAAACUUCUCUCCAGAAAAGUCUUCUUUACUAUGAAAGUCAACAUGGAAGGCCGGUGACCAGGGAAGAAAGACACAUUGUGAAACCUCUCUAUGAGAGAUACAGACUUGUAAAACAGAUGCUGACAAGAGCUAGCAUCACUCCUGUCCUUGGAUCUCCAUCUACCAAGCGAAGGGGUCAGAUGUUACAACCAAUCAUAGAAGGAGAAACUGCCCAUUUUUUUGAAGAAAUCAAGGAAGAAGAAGAAGAUGGUGUUACUCUGUCCUCUGAGCUAACUGAUAUCUUGAAAACUGCUGUGCAGGCACAGUCUUCAUUGGAAAACUCUGAAUCUGAUGUUGAAGAAAAUCAGGAAAAACUGGCUCUGGAUCUCCGAUUGUCAAGUACUCGAGCAGCUUCUAUGCCUGAAUUACUGGAACAACUUUGGAAAGCUAGAGCUGAAAAGAAGAAGCUACGUAAAACGUUACGGGAAUUUGAAGAAGCAUUUUAUCAACAGAAUGGAAGGAAUGCCCAGAAGGAGGAUCGUGUUCCAGUGCUUGAGGAGUACAGGGAGUACAAGAAAAUUAAAGCCAAACUUAGGCUUCUUGAAGUUCUUAUCAGCAAACAAGAUUCUUCAAAAUCCAUAUAAAAUAUACUUCUUGAAAACAUCAUAAAAAUCAGUUGUAUUCCCUGAAGCAAUCAUCGUGUGUACUUGGCUGGUACUUGAGUUCAUUUUGUCAGGCACUCAGAAAGUAUCACUUUGUACUUGGUUGUGGUGCCACUAGAGAAUGAUGGGAGGGUAAGUAGACCCUCUCUAGGGAGCGUGGUGUUCCAUAUUAACCACAGACUGUCCUCUUCACCUUUAGCAAACAUCAGUUUUCUUCAUUGUUUUGUACUACAGACACAUCCUGUUAGCAAAAGACUAGUACUUUAUUCUUUCAACUUCAAGAACUUUGGAGAUACAAGCUUUUUGUUGUUACCAACUUUGCUUUUAUUAUUAUUUUUUUAAUUACUGAAGAAAAUUGAGAGGAACAUCUUCACAUUGAAUUCUUCGGUUGCCUUUUUCUUACAGAAUGACUGAAAAUUUGAAAGAAAAGCCUAUAAAUGUGCACAUAUGCAACUAUGUCUUAUGUUUUCUUAGAAAACCAAACUCAAACUGAAAUUUCAAGUCCUACUGUGGAACACAUUUCUGUUUAAUUUCCAAAGUGAAAGUUUCUCACAGGUAAUAUGUUAGCAAAAUUUUGCAAUUCAGUGGUCACACAGCUCCUGGAUGAAGAUAACAGAGGGCACACCAAAAAGUGACCUUGUUUAUUAGUAUAGUGAACACACACACCACACAUCACACACAGAACUGAAUCAUUUCACAUGCUGCCUAUGGGACAUAAGUUACUGUUUGUUUCCUCAGUUAUUCUUUUUGAGCUGGUGAUGAUGUGAUUUGUCUGCAUCAGAUCCUGUACUUUUUCCUCCCACCCACCUCCAGAUAAUGUGAGAAAAUAGCCAUGUCUGUGUAGGAACACUGAUGGUGCUCAGAUUUGUGUGUUCAAUCAGAUGGGCCUAAUUUGGCAAAAGAGUCAUUAUGCGUGAAUCAAAUCUGUUCUUAACAAGGGCUAUACCACUGCAUUUUUUACAUGUACCUUCCGGGGGUCACAUCAUUUUUUUUUUCUCUUUUAAUUGGCAAAAUCCGUGAAGAAAACAUCCUCUAACAGGACCACUUUGGCUCAGCACAUGCUAUUUAAAGCAGCUGUGUAGUGGUGUUCAAAGAUGUCUAGUGGUAUGCCCUUGUCAUAUACUCUAAGCUGAUUUUUUGUUCUUUGGCUUUGCAUGGCUUUCCUUCAAGUACUCUUCUGGUAUCAUUCUGCUCAUCGUUUUCACAGAAUGGUGACUUUAUUUGGGCUAACAGUAGUAAUAGCAUAUUCUGGUCAGGCUUAAUCUAAGUGUUAAUUCUUUUCUUGGUGCUUUUUUGGAUUGAUGAGUGUCUCACUUUGUGCCCAUGGUUUGCAUGCAUUGACUCAUGCGUGAUUUUCUUAACUAGCUAAUAUUAACAGUUCCAUGUAAAAAUGGACCUCUGCAACAUUCUUUAAUAAAAGUGAGGGAAGCACGAACCUCAGACUUGCAGCACUAUUACAUAGUAAGCACAUGAAGUAGCUUGAUAAUAAGUAGUGUUUCUAGUGUUUCACAUUUCACCUAUGUGUGCAAUGCCUUUUUCGGGGGGAGGGAAUGUUCAUUGGUGGUGAACAUGUAGUUUUGCUGGGGAAUAAAGCACUAAAUCCAGCCCUUUUUGUGUGGUUUCCUUUUGGUAUGCCUAGGUUGUUCAUAACGUAUACCUAGAAAAAUGAAAUUGAAAAAGCCAAAACAAGUAUCAUAUCACUUUGAUUUGAAUCCAGCAUGCAGUGUGCAUUUAUUUCUUUCAGUCUCCAGACAGGAGUGUAUCCAAACAUCUAAUUUAAUGUGCACUGUGUAUUGUUUUAUAUGAAUGUUUAUAUAUACCACAUGCAAAAAUGUCCAUAUGCACUAUUUAAAUGUUUUAAAUAAUAUAUUCCUUCUUUAUAAUGCUAAAUCUAUAUGAGUACCAUAUUUUUAUAAGUCAGUGGCCUGACUGGUUUCAUUUUAGAAUUAACAGCUGCUUCAUGGUGUUGAUUAUUCACUGUUAAUGUUUGGCUGCGAGUAGAAUAGAUAAAAGUAGCAUGGCAGCACUUACGCUAUGUGACAGUACUUGUGUGUCAUAGUUGAGCAGUAGGUGGUAGAACUAGGCAGUUUGUGAUGAGUUUUACUUUGGUACAAGUAAAAACAGUAUAUCUAUAUACAAAUAAUAUAUAGAUAUAUAUGACCACCAAUAUAAUCGCAUUGCUGUGUCUGGCACUUCAUUGUAUAGACUUUUGUAAUAAAAGAACUUGAAUGUUCUA